Messenger RNA from Cercospora beticola, 750 nucleotides. RefSeq names its product coiled-coil-helix-coiled-coil-helix domain-containing protein. Gene Ontology annotation, biological process: mitochondrial electron transport, NADH to ubiquinone. NCBI's taxonomy places the organism in Eukaryota, Fungi, Ascomycota, Dothideomycetes, Mycosphaerellales, Mycosphaerellaceae. The record is from RefSeq and is a predicted model, not a curated record.
CGUGCAUAUGCGACACCGCCACAUGUUCAGCCACAGCGCAAGCCUCAAGACCAGCUCGUUCGCGACCUCACAUCCAGCACCGCUCCACUCAGCAUCACCACCCAUUGCCCGCCCAACACCGCCGCCAUGUCGGGCAGACAACCGCGCUUCAAUCAGCAAGUCCUCAUCGACACCACUCCCCUGCCGGACUCAAUUCCUAAAGUCGAAGAAAUCGGCGCCUCGUCUGCCCCGCUGCUCUCCGCGUCCUUCUUCAUUGGCGCACGCUGCAAGUCUUACAAUGAUGACUUCAUGCACUGCAAGACGGAAGCCAAUGGCAAGGGCGAGUCGGAAUGUUUGAAGGAGGGAAGGAAGGUCACACGAUGCGCUGCCUCGGUGCUGGACGAUAUCAACAAGAGCUGCUUGGACGAGUUCAGGAAACACUGGCAAUGUCUGGACAACAACAACCAGCAGCUUUGGCAGUGCCGAGGGCUGGAACGGGGCCUGAACAAGUGUGUGUUUGAGAAGCUAAACUUGGAGAAGAAGAUUCCCGGUGCGCCUGAGAACGAGGUACCGGUUCAUCUGCGAAAGAGGCAGAUAUAUGCUCACUCCAUUUUCGGCCAAUAGAUGUGUACAGUACAGAGCAAGAGCGCCCGCCUACAACAAGGCUGAUUAUGAUAUGCUUUUUACAAUCCAUCAGUGCGCAUAUUUGCUGGAUUUUCCAGCGGAGCUGCCAACUUCCAUUUCGUGCUCGUCGCCCAAUUGUGCUACGCC